GAGAGGAAACUGGCCCUAAUUGUGGGAACACCGAAGAAAGAGGGGUACAUCCAGAGGGCUAAGAAAAAUCAAAGAAACUUCCUGCUGUGUAAUUCCACGUAACGUGCAUUUAACAUGGUCCUGCGUGGAUGCGCUGAUGACUAAGUAAAGGCGUGAUUAGCCCCUUCGCCCUCCAGUGGGAGCCAUACAUCGUUACCUCUCCCAGGCAGCCACGUCGCUCCGCUAGGGAUGAUGUCGGGGUACCCGCGGCAGGGAGCGGCCCGCGGGAUUUAGGGCCUCACAAACACACACCAUUCACAGUUCAGCACCCACACUCCCCAGCAGCGGCCCCCUAACCCUUACACCAGGAAGCUCACUGCCUCCGGAGAGUAGCUCCGGGCGGGGUGUGGGCUCCACUCCUCCAGCGCGGUGUGGGCGCGGGCAGCGGCGCUCCCAGGCGCACUAGGGUGCCCAGGCGCCACCCCGACUGUGCUGCCCCAGGUGCCCGGGGGGCAGCGGCCGCUUGGUCAGGAUUAGGGUGGGGGUAGGGGGUCCCCUAUUCUUGGGAACCUCCUUAGUCCUCUUCCUUAGGUUGGCUCCUCCUCCUCCAGGCGCGGGGCUCGUGCCCGCUGCUGCCUGCGCGCAUCGCGCCUCCGCGCCCCCACCCCUGGCUCCUGCCAUCGCUACUCCCUCCUCCUCUUCCUCCUCCUCCUCCGCCCAUCACCGCCACUACGGACGCCUUCGCCGCCUACUCCUCGCGCGGCCACGACUCCUCAAGCUCUGCUCCAGCUUCCACCAGCCCAUCGGUUCGCUGCCUGCUCUUUAGGCUGCUGCAGUCUCUCUCUCUCUCUCUCUCUCUCUCUCUCUCUCUCUCUCUCUCUCUCUCUCUCCUCAAGUUUUCUGUGGAGACAGAAUCAGAGCCACUGGAGGAAAACAUCUACUUCUGCUUGCUGUUCAGCUUCGCAAACAAGGAAGAUGAGGACAAAAUUGAGCACUUGCAACGUAUGGUUUCCGCUGCUUGUUCUCCUGGUUUGGAACCCAGCCAGGUUGGUGCUGGCUAACAUCCAAGAAGAUGAGGCUAAAAAUAAUAUCACCAUCUUUACAAGAAUUCUAGACAGACUUCUGGAUGGUUACGAUAAUCGUCUUAGACCAGGACUGGGAGACAGUAUUACUGAAGUCUUCACCAACAUCUAUGUGACCAGUUUCGGCCCUGUCUCAGAUACAGAUAUGGAAUAUACAAUAGAUGUUUUCUUUCGACAAAAAUGGAAAGACGAGCGGUUAAAAUUUAAAGGUCCCAUGAAUAUCCUUCGACUUAACAACUUAAUGGCUAGCAAAAUCUGGACUCCGGACACCUUCUUUCACAACGGGAAAAAGUCAGUGGCUCACAAUAUGACAAUGCCAAACAAGCUGCUUCGAAUCCAGGAUGACGGAACAUUGCUGUACACCAUGAGGCUUACAGUCCAAGCCGAAUGUCCAAUGCACUUGGAGGACUUUCCAAUGGAUGCUCACUCAUGCCCACUGAAAUUUGGAAGCUAUGCUUACACGACCUCGGAAGUCACUUAUAUUUGGACUUACAAUGCUUCUGACUCUGUUCAGGUUGCUCCUGAUGGCUCUAGGUUAAAUCAGUAUGAUUUGCUGGGCCAGUCAAUUGGGAAGGAGACAAUUAAAUCAAGCACAGGUGAAUACACGGUAAUGACAGCUCAUUUCCACUUGAAAAGGAAAAUUGGGUAUUUUGUGAUUCAGACCUAUCUGCCUUGCAUCAUGACUGUCAUUCUCUCCCAAGUGUCAUUCUGGCUGAACAGAGAAUCGGUGCCAGCGAGAACUGUGUUCGGAGUAACAACUGUUUUGACAAUGACCACAUUAAGCAUCAGUGCUCGAAAUUCCCUCCCCAAAGUGGCCUAUGCCACUGCCAUGGACUGGUUUAUCGCUGUUUGUUACGCGUUUGUGUUCUCUGCCUUAAUUGAAUUUGCAACUGUUAAUUACUUCACGAAAAGAGGAUGGGCUUGGGAUGGAAAGAGUGUAGUAAAUGACAAGAAAAAAGAGAAAGGCUCCGUCAUGAUACAGAACAACGCCUAUGCUGUAGCUGUUGCCAACUACGCCCCGAAUCUUUCCAAAGAUCCUGUCCUCUCUACCAUUUCCAAAAGUGCAACUACUCCAGAACCAAACAAGAAGCCAGAGAACAAGCCAGCCGAAGCCAAGAAAACUUUCAACAGUGUCAGCAAAAUCGACAGAAUGUCUAGAAUAGUGUUCCCAGUUCUGUUUGGUACUUUUAAUUUAGUUUACUGGGCUACCUAUUUAAACCGGGAGCCUGUAUUAGGGGUUAGUCCUUGAGUCUAGACAUUGGUUACUUUGGGGCUGUAUUGCAGUGUUACAUUUAGUUUUUGUUUUUGUUUUUGUUUUGUUUUCAUUUUUGCUUUGUACAGUCUGACUAAUAACUGCUAAUUUAUGACCCAAUAUGUAUAGUAUGUAUAUAAUGGUAGAGCUUACCAGUAGACCUCUAAAGGAGACCUGCACUUGCUAGCUCAUGGAAAUACAGGCAGAAAACAUCCCGUGCCAGAAGAGCCAUUGCCUUUUCAACACAUUUACCUAGGACCUAGUUCAAAGUGGAUUUCAGAUCCCAUAAUUUAUUUAUUAAUGUUCUAAUUAGAAUGAAAGUUGAGAUCCUAUGUCACACUUCGGGAAACCUUUGAUUUAGAUAUUCAUAGAGAAAUAUUUCUACGGAUGCCUCAGGAUGAUCAGAGAUUAAUAUUGUCACUCAAAUAUAUGAAACAGCUAAACCUCUGGCCUGGUUGCUUUAGGAGAGUUCAGAACCCCUGCUAGUGUAAUUGGAAGCUUGACACACAUAAGGAGAGAGCUAGAGAUGUGAAAAAAGCAUUUAAUUACUAUGUAGAAUAUCUAUAGCCAUGUACAUAUUACAAGCAUGACAAGCUCAAGUAACUAUGAGUCACCAUGACAGGAUGUUAAUUAUGCUUAAAUUAAGUAACUAUUGGAAUGUCACAGUCAUUAUAUUUUUAGCUUCAGAGUUUAUUUGAAAGUAGUAACUGAACCUUACAGUUCACUUCAAUCAUUGGAAACUACCUAACAUUAAAAAAAAAUAAAAUAAAUAGGAAGAUAUAUGGACUUAGUCUUUCCAGGUGUGUGCUGUCAGCUGAAAUUUUCUGGUGCUGGAGAAUGGAAGAAAUCCGCCAUCUUGGCAGCAGCAGAGCAACGUUCACGCGUAUCAGAUUAGAAAGCUGUGCCAAAAACUCCAAGCAAUGAGAAUUCAUAGGUGUCCCAGGUACGGAUGAGCACUUAUAUGAUUCUCUUCUUUCCUGUUUACUGCAAAUUCUGCCUUAAGGCUUCUUCUCAUCAGGGCUCAGAAGCCGCUCAUUUUAAAGGAAAGGGCAGUUGGUUGGCACACUUUUCUGUCUGGAAAGCAGCUUUCUUUUUCACACAAGAGUUAAUGUAAAUCCGCUUUUGUAAAUCGCAAACUUUCAAUUUCAUUGACUCGAAUUUACAGCAGCUUUGUAUACCAGAAGAGGUUUUGGUAAGAGUUGAACAUUUUUAAACAAUGACUUUAAGACAUCAUCAACAGAUUGUGGAUUAUAUCACACACCACACACACACACACACACACACACACACACACACACACACACACACACACACAUCCCACGUAGCUAAAUUAGGAAACAUGAUUUUCAAUUUUAUAAAGUUUCUGAUUGUUAAUGGGUAAAACUCAUGUUUCUUUUAAUGUAUCAAAUGAUAUUAUGUAUGUCCCUAAAAUAUGUCCCUGAAAUAAGCUGAACUGUGUUUCUGUCAGACUAAAUUUACCUAUGACUGAUGUGUAUAUUAGCAGUUAUUAGUUGACUUUUAAAAUUAAAUGCAACUUCACGAUGAUGUUUUUGUAGAAAUUAAGUAGUCAAGCCGUGGCAUUUCUUGCAAUUUUGUACAGUAUUUGAGUAUAGUGCAAAUUGGGUCUGUUCACAAAAUCAAUAAAAGGGGCAUCUUCUGGAAAAUAAGCAAACUCUCAACAACAACCAAACACCCUGCUGUUCCUUUGUCUCAUUCGACUUUUCCCGUUUUAUUUUCUAGUGGGAUUUUACUAUCUGCUUUGCAUGAUGGUGUUCAUACCAGGGUCACAGCUUCAUCUUACUAACAGAAUUCGCUAUGAAGACAGCCUUGACAUUAAAACCUUCCUCACAAAAACAAAGAGUAAUCCAUAAACCUUAAUAAAAAUAUUACAUGAGCCAAUAAAUGUAUUUUGUUAAUUCCCUUUCAGUAACAUCUUCUCUAUCAUCUAAACAAGUUUUAGAGUGUGAAUAUUGCCCAUUUGAGUGAAAUAAAAUAUCCCCUGGUUUCUUAAAUACUUACGUACAAACAAGGCUCUUGUGGUUAGGUCCGGCAUGGGUGCAGCAGUGAAGUGGUGUGACACUCGAAUGCUUUCUAUGGCAUAUGUUGCCAUACCUUAGGACCAGCUUAGGGUGGUGGAAGAGAGCUCAGAGGGUGAUGGCACAUCAUAUUUCUCUUGCAGAAGGCUUGAUUUCAAAUUCCCAGCACCCACGUAGUAGCUCACAAUUACCUGUGACGAGAGCUCCAGGAGAUCUGACAUUCUCUGUAGGACUCCUUGGCUAGUACUACACAUGUGUUCACAUACCCCAUGACCCAAAAUAAUUUUAAAUAUAAAAUAAAUCUUUAAAAUUAGUAACUUAUCCUUCUGUCCCACCCUUUUGGUGGCUGAUUAUAAGUUACAUUAUUAUAAGUAUUUACAUAUAUAAAAAUAGUUCUUAAAUAAUUUUUACAGGUAAACCGAAAAGAUCCAUUUGUAUCUUCAACAAAGUGCUGGAGAUUAUGUUGAUGGCAGUAUUUUUCAGGAUGUUUAUUGAUUUUUGUUUUUAUUUUUUAUGGAAGACAGGUGUUUUUUUAUAUUCUUAUAUGUAAACAUCUCUCAUAUCACAAAUAUAGACUCUAGGUAAACAUAAAUUUUUAUUAUAAAUACCUAACUUAUAUAAAUAUAUCAAUCACAUUAAUAAUGAAAAAUUUAUGAGCUAUAGACCUACUAAGCUGGGGCUGUUCUUCUUUUUCCCUUAUUCUCCUUAACAAUAAAUACAGUAAAAAAA
Messenger RNA from Rattus rattus (black rat), 5078 nucleotides. RefSeq names its product gamma-aminobutyric acid type A receptor subunit alpha2 (gene Gabra2). Lineage: Eukaryota; Metazoa; Chordata; Mammalia; Rodentia; Muridae. The coding region runs from base 955 to 2310 and encodes 451 amino acids. Gene Ontology annotation, cellular component: neuron projection; dendrite membrane; postsynapse. Gene Ontology annotation, molecular function: GABA-A receptor activity; GABA-gated chloride ion channel activity; inhibitory extracellular ligand-gated monoatomic ion channel activity. The transcript has 10 exons. The record is from RefSeq and is a predicted model, not a curated record. Gene Ontology annotation, biological process: nervous system process; monoatomic ion transmembrane transport; chloride transport.